Molecule: messenger RNA, 492 nt
Organism: Lottia gigantea (owl limpet)
Lineage: Eukaryota; Metazoa; Mollusca; Gastropoda; Lottiidae
Exons: 2
Coding region: 1-492 (163 amino acids)
Source: RefSeq, a predicted model, not a curated record
AUGUUCUUUAUCAUAUCUGGUAUUUCUGAUGGGGUAACUGGUAUAUCUCAUGGGGUAACUGGUGUUGCUGAUGGGGUAACUGGUGUUUCUGAUGGAGUAACUGGUAUAUCCCAUGGGGUAACAGAUGUUUCUGAUGUGGUAACUGGUAUAUCCCAUGGGGUAACUGGUGUUUCUGAUGGGGUAUCUGGUAUAUCUCAUGGGGUAACUGGUGUUUCUGAUGGGGUAACUGGUGUUUCUGAUGGAGUAACUGGUAUAUCCCAUGGGGUAACUGAUGUUUCUGAUGUGGUAACUGGUAUAUCCCAUGGGGUAACUGGUGUUUCUGAUGGGGUAUCUGGUAUAUCUCAUGGGGUAACUGGUGUUUCUGAUGGGGUUACUGGUGUUUCUGAUGUGGUAACUGGUAUAUCCAAUGGGGUAACUGGUAUUUCUGAUGGGGUAACUGGUAUAUCUCAUGGGGUAACUUGUGUUUCUGAUGUGGUAACUGGUGUUAGAUAA